Molecule: messenger RNA, 5082 nt
Organism: Lytechinus pictus (painted urchin)
Lineage: Eukaryota; Metazoa; Echinodermata; Echinoidea; Temnopleuroida; Toxopneustidae
Product: serine/threonine-protein kinase PLK1-like
Exons: 13
Coding region: 295-2382 (695 amino acids)
Biological process (GO): protein phosphorylation; mitotic spindle organization
Cellular component (GO): centrosome; kinetochore; cytoplasm
Molecular function (GO): ATP binding; protein binding; protein serine/threonine kinase activity
Source: RefSeq, a predicted model, not a curated record
GAUGAUCGUAGAGGGGAAACCUGACCGUGAAAUGACGGAUGACCUGAGAUGACUAACUAUGUGUGAAUAUCUACAUGUAGUUCUUAUCCUAUGACUGGAAUCCUAUGCAAAUGAUUUGAUAUCCACAGGAUCAUUGGAGUCCCACCUGUCUCUAAGACCACACUGCAUUAAGUCCUGCGUUCUAUAAAUUUAAGCAAGACAGAGCCUUUGAGCGUACCACAUGUUCUGAUACUUGAAUGCUAGGAAACUCUGUUCUGUGAAGUUGGUCUUACCAAGGAUGUUAGUAGAUACGCCAUGGAUCAGUUACAGAAGCCUGCACCAUUGAGUCCUGAGGAUACACCAAAGACCACGCCUUCGUCCCCUUCAUUGUCUUCCAAACCCCAUGGUGCUGGCAGGGAGGGGGAUGUCAAACCCCCCAUUCCUCCCGCAAGGGCCCCCAAGGCCACACCCGCUGUUGCUAAGCUGCCUGAGUUACCGGCUGUGAUCGUGGACCCAGAGACCGGUGAUAGGUACCGAAGAGGCAGACUACUGGGCAAGGGUGGUUUUGCUCGUUGCUAUGAGCUGACUCAUCAAGACACCCACUAUGUCUAUGCAGGCAAGAUCGUACCCAAGGAGAGGAUAUCAAAACCAUCCCAAAGAGAAAAGAUGGAGAGAGAGAUAGCAGUCCAUGCACAGCUCAGACAUCCAAAUAUUGUGGGCUUCCAUAAACAUUUUCAAGAUAGUGAAAACAUAUAUAUAGUACUUGAACUAUGCAGACAUAAAUCUCUCCUUCACAUGUUGAAGUUGAGGAAGCACCUGACGGAGCCAGAGGUGCGUUAUUUCAUGCUUCAGAUCAUAGAGGGCGUUCGUUAUCUUCAUAGUCACUGUGUCAUCCAUAGAGAUCUCAAACUUGGCAACAUGUUCCUCACGGAUACCAUGGGCGUCAAGAUAGGCGACUUUGGCUUAGCCGCUAAACUGGAGUUUGAGGGAGAUAGGAAAAGAACGAUGUGUGGCACACCAAACUACAUAGCCCCUGAAGUGCUGGGUAAAAUAGGACACAGUUUUGAAGCAGAUGUUUGGGCAUUAGGUUGUAUAAUGUACACAAUGUUAGUCGGUAGACCUCCAUUUGAGACCAGCUCACUAAAGGAAACCUAUGCACGUAUCAAACACAACAAAUAUCAUUUUCCAGAAACCCUAUCCCCAGUUGCCAAGGAAAUUAUCUCGGACUUAUUAUCCUCAGAUCCGGAGGAACGACCACCUUUAGAGGUGGUUAUUGAUCAUGAAUUCUUCACACAGGGUUUUGUCCCGGAGACGUUGUCUCCGACGGCGUGCGUGACGGCGCCGGACUUUCCAAUCACCAAGGUUCUUAUAAGCGAUCGCAAGGGAGAACUUGUCACAAAUGAAUUCUGUAGGUUAAAACGGGAAAGCACGCUUCAGAGGAGAGAUGUGACGGCUCCACUGUCGGAUAUUAUUAAUAAUGAGAGUAGCCAGCCAGUAUCAGGAUCCAAUACACAAAACUCUAGCAAGCCCACCAAUCAAGCAAAGCUCAGAACAAGGAUAGCAGGGACACGACCUAUGACCCCGGUGACCACCGCUAUCAAGACAGCCAUGGUGAAUGUUAUAGAGAAGAGAAGUGCAACUGUGACGAUGGUCAAAAGUGCAUCAACCUGUUCAAUGGACAAGGUCUAUGAGAUGCUUAAUACAUGCUUAGAACACAUGCCAAAAGAAGAUCACAGAACCACACCCAAAUAUAAACCUAACCCAAGUGAGGUCGUCUGGGUCAUUAAGUGGGUUGACUACUCCAACAAGUAUGGCUUCGGUUACCAGCUCUCCAAUAAGGUUGUAGGGGUCAUGUUCAACGACAAAUCAAGAAUUAGCUUUACACCCGAUAGAAGUUCAGUGCAAUAUUUAUCAACGGACAGCAAGGUUCACUCAUUCCCACUCAGCUCCGUCCCCAGUAGACUGUCCAAGAAAGUCACCCUCCUAGAUUACUUUGCUACGUACAUGGAUGAACACCUCAUCAAGGGCAUUGAUUCAGACAAGAAAGACGGCAUUAGAUCGCCCUCACCUAAGAGGAAAGGUGUGGACAAACCAGGACCAAUAAACUCAGCUCAGCCUUAUCUAGAGAAAUGGAACAGAACAGGGAAAGCUAUCACAAUGUACCUCAGUAACGGUACAUUACAGGUCAACUUCUUUGAAGAUCAUACCAAGGUCAUCCUAAGUCAUAACAACAAUGAUCAUCUAGUGACCUACAUCAAUGAAUCCAGAACCCCCACUACGUAUAGAGUAUUGCAUAUCACCCAUCACGGCUGCACCAAGGCACUCCACACACGACUCACCUAUGCAAGACACGUCCUCUACGGCAUGAUGGAUAAAGGCGAGGAAGAGAACACAAAGCUAUGACCCCUGAUGAUCGGGGCUGGGGGUCAAAGGUCAUAACCCCUGUCUGAGAUAAUGUUAUGGCUUUCACAGAACAUUGAAAAUGGAAUAUGUGUUGCAAGGACAAAUCAGAAUCUUCCUUUCAUCAGGUGUAGCAAAUCCUGAAUGCUGAUUGGCUGAAGAAGUCACAUGGGUGAAAAGAAAAAUUUGCUUAUACAGUUUGAUUUGGGUGUGUAUGUAUUUGUGUUGAUCCAGCGAAGUUGGUGUGGAAAUGAAGAUUGUAGCCUUUUCCUCAUUGGCUUGUAUUCUGAAGCCCAAUUGAACUAAGCCAUGGUCUAACUCUGAUAAAGUUAUAGGAAUCUGAAAGGAAAAUGUUUACAUUCAUACAUUGAAUGUGUCUUAUGUUUUCUGUGCAAUUUCCUCAUUCUUUAAUUAGUGGAGAAGGCUUUCUAGUUAUUAUUCCCUUACAGCUGUGAAGGGUUGUUUUUUUUAGUUUCACAUGAACUUGUAAAAUGAUCCUGUCCUAUUUGUAGAGAUUCGUGUCACAAUUGGGUAUCCAAAGUUAUACCACUACUUUAGACCAAAUUUUAGUUUAAAUCUUAGUUCAGAAUACUGGCCAUUGGGUUCAAACUACAUCUGAUUAUUUCCUUCUUGUGUGUGAUGGGUGAAAUAUUAUGAUGACAUAAUGAGACUUAUAAAAAAAAUGUAUCAUGUACAACAUCAUCAAAGUUACAACUCUUGUUUAUUGUGAUUGCUGCACAUGUAAGCAAAACAAACAUGAAAAUAUAAUUUCUUGAAUCUAUGUGAUUUAAUAAUUGUUUUAAUCAUGAAAAUAGCUGUAUGUCAAGAUAUUGACUUAUAAAAGGAAAUCAUGUUUGAAGCUAACAUAAAAUAGUUCCUUGCCACACAUAAAAAUUAAUUUAUUAGUCACGCCAAAUCCUUGAAAAAAUAAAAACAAUUUUGUAUGAAAAGUACAAAAGUUAUUAGUCACAUCAAUUUGGCCUGGUUAUUUUGUACUUGUACAAGAUUUUGAUUUUUGUUAGUAUGAAAGAAGGAAUCCACUUAUUGUUAAAGCAUGGACCUACUAGUAGGUCCAUGGUUAAAGUAACAUGAUUUAACAGCUAUUUGAGAGCAAAAAUUGUCCAGGAUAAAAAGGUAAAAUAAACACAUUGGCCCGUAGUCUGAAGUCAGGUUUAACUUAGACAAUGGUCUAACUCUGUGCUAAAGUUAUGGGGAGCCAAAAAUUUAAAAAAUCUGUUUCUAAUGUUUACUAUUUGGCUUUCAUAAUGAAGAAAAAUACUUUAUUUAUCAUUCCCAGACAAUUAUAAACAAUUUGGGUGUCAUAUGAGUUAAUAGAUUGGAUGUGUACUGUUAGGGAUUUGUGCCCCAAUUGGCUCUCCAUAGUUAAACCACAACUUAUAACCAGGGUUUAAUUUAAAUCCGAGUUCAGAAUACGGUCCAUUGUCCACUAUUCAUGUAGUUUAAGUAGUAAAAGGAUGAAUUUUAGUAAGAACAAAGUUGAUAGCACUCUGCUCAUCAAAAUGACAAAUAAACAGUAAUUAUGCAAAGAAGCUGUCCUUCAUAUCAAAUGUAAGUAGUACCAAAUUAUUUUUUAAUAUUCAAGGAAUAGAUCUGUAUAGGUUUCCUGAUGUGAAAUUUUAGUGAGAUUUACACAAGGCUUCAAAAUUUUGCAAACAUUCCUCGAAAAUGUCUGCUGGCACAUUGUUUAAAAAAAAAUCAUUGAAAGUGCAUUACAUUCUUGAAAAUAUAUUGCUUUUAUGCUUCCAUAGAACUCCUUUUGAAAGUUGUGACGUUUAAUGCGUCUACCCAUGGUGCUAUAUUUCAUCAUUAUAAGAAUGAUCAUGGAAUGUUGAUUAAUGUGUUUAGCAAUUAAAAACACAGUAAUUAAGUGCUGAUUCUUGCCUUCUAAUCUCUCUAAACUUGCUUUAAAUUGAUAUUAUCGAUGAAUAAAUAUAAACAAUUAUUUAAAAAUUGAUAGAGAGAUAGUAAUUGAAAAAAAAAAUGGGAAAGAACAUGAAUGAAAGAAAUAGCCAAGUAUUAAUGGUUAGAUAAGUAAUGAAUGUGCAAAUAGAUUAAUGAAUAGAGAAAUAAAGAAAUAGGUAAUACUUAUACUUAGAGGCUUAAAGUUGGACUAAUGAUCACAAUAAUAUUUGGGGGUUAUUAUUUUAUGGUUGAUUUAUUUAUAUUAUUUGAAAGAAAUUGAAUUAAAAUGUUUCAUAGCUAAAUCAAUUCAGUAAUAAAAGGGGAUCUGUAUGUCAAAGGCCAAUUGCCAUAUUUAUUAAAAUAAUAACAAUAAUAAUUCAGGGUAUUUGUAUAGUGCACAUAUGCAACUUGUUAGCUGCUCAAAGCGCUCCUAUAUUUUUCUUACUUUUUCAGAGAGCAAUAUGUUUUAUGAUAUGUGUUAUUUGUUAAAAAUAUAUCAUUUUAUUUUAUUUUGUUUUGCCUCUGAAAUAAGGUGAAUGUGAUUAUGAAAUUAACAUGUGACUAACUUGUUUUUGUUAAUGUUUUGUCAAUACCUUGAUACAAUAGAGGCUUAUUUUCCAUUACAUGUACCUCAUUGACACAAUGGACUGCUAUGUUGUGACAUACUUUUCCAGGUGUGUCUGAUGUUUUGGUAUUGGUUCAAUAAUUCACAUUACGCUUUAAACAGGCUUAAUGUGUGCCAUGCGACAGAAUCCCUCACAGUCAUUUUCAUUUUAACUG